Paramecium tetraurelia is the source of this 1431-nucleotide messenger RNA. RefSeq lists its product as uncharacterized. The record is from RefSeq and is a predicted model, not a curated record. Lineage: Eukaryota; Ciliophora; Oligohymenophorea; Peniculida; Parameciidae. The transcript is spliced from 2 exons.
AUGAAAUAUUUCAUUUUGACUUUAUUUGUUUUGAAUGCAUUUAGCUUCUCCUUGAACGAUGAUUGGGAUGGUAUGGAAGAAGUGAUCAAAGUGUAACAAGAUGCAAUUUUGGUAUAGAGAAUAAUUAAAUAGGAUCUAGUAGACUAAUUAGACGUAUAUUCAGAAACACCGAUCACUGAAUAAAUAGAGAAUCAAGUACAACAACUCAUGAAUCCACCACUCGAAGCAGAUCAGACUAAAUAAUCAGAUGAAUAGAGUGAAGUUCACUCUCUGGAAUACUGGUUGGAGAGAUUGGGAGAUGAAUAUUCAGAUGAAACCAUAUUAUUGUAGUAAUCCUAGACAAUCACAGAAUAAGUCACAACAGUCUUAGAUGAUCUGAUUCUCAAAGUAGAGGAGGAUCAACAAAUGGAUCAACAAACUGAAACUGAUUCCACCUUGAUUAUAGAUGGCAUUAGAUAAUUUUAACAAGAUUAGAAUAAUCAGUAGCCAUAGACUAUAUAAUUGUAGAGUCAAGAUGAUGAAUAAAAAUUAAUUGAUCUCAAUUAAAUCUAAGAUCAAUUCGAUGAGAUUGAUUCAACAAAUACAGAAGUUAGUGUCUAGUAACAAUUAAAUUAGAGUUCUGAAGACACCCUUUAAGUUUAAAUUGAUUCCACUAAUGAAGACACUUAUAAUCAAUCUGCAUCGGAAUUCUCACCCAUUGAGGAUACUCUUAAUCAAGUAUAGGAUAAUAAUAACAGGGUGUUCACAUUUUUGAAUCAUGUUCAAGAAGACUCUUAUAUUUAAUCAUAAUAGAAGAUCAAAGAUACUUACAAUUUCAAAGAGUAUUCUUUCAAUAAGGAAGUUGAAGAUCAACGUUCCAUAUACAAAGAGAAUGAUGACUCCACAGUGGAAGUAGUAGAAAGAGAGGAGGAAAAGGAAAUUACUAAUAAUCCACAUGAAGAUGUAGAAUUAAAUAAAGCCAAACAGUCAACCUUAAAUAGCUAAUCAGAGGAAAUCUCAGGUCUUAAAAAGUACUUAUUGUACACAGAUUAACCAGAAGUAAUUUCCACUGGAACUACUGAAAAAGAAAUUGAAGAUGAUAGAAGAUUGAUUACAGCUUUUAGAUCUAUGAACAGAGAUGAAUAUUGGGAAAAGACAAACAAAAAAUAAAAAAUAAAUUCAGAUGUUAGAGAUGAAUUAUUAAAACUUUCUAAUGUUUCUGAGGACUUAAAAUAGAAGGAACCUCAAUUUUAGGAGAUUACUGAAAACAAAGUAGAAAAUCCUCAUAAAUUUAUUUCAUUUAAGGCUGAUCCUAGAGUUGAAUAUGCUGAGAAUACUUAAAAGGGAGAAACAGUUAAAUCUAAAUAUGACGAAUUACCAGAAACCAAAUUGUAAUCUAAGGAGGAGAUGAAGAGGGACAAAGAAUAAAAAAUUUGUAUAAAUAAUAAUUGA